CGUGUACAUCUACCCCAUCAGAUUGUUGGCCUACUGUAUGCCAAGAUGAAAGCUCCGUAUCUCCAUGUCUUUCUACUUAGUGGCCUGCAGCUACUUUUGUUGGCAGCACCAGCAGAGGCAUUCCAACUGAAUCAACCUCUGACUCUCCUGGUGGCGGAUGUUGGCGGCAAAACCAAAAAAGCAAAUGUUCCGACGGCGAAAGAUUCCAAGAGAACGCAUUCGUCGCUUUGGGGAGCAUCCGUAUCCAACGGGAAAGACCAAGAUGCGCCACAGCCAAGACGAAAUCUAGGGCGUAGUCUCGUUCCCAUGUCAACAGCAGUCAUUAUUGGAUCGUUCAGUGUCUUUGAGAUCCUCGAAAGCAGCCGCGAAAUGGUGGCAAAAUGGCAUAUUCAACACUGGCGAAGUGCCCAUGGUAUUACCCUCUUGGCGCUUAUCCGUCUUUUCAGGUCAAUUGCCAUUUUACAAACUCAGGCUGAAGAGUUUGGCGAACAGGUGGAAGAACUGAAUCCAGUGGAAAGCACACAAGAUCCUGUUUCCCGACGACGUGCUGUUGGAUUCAUCAAUAGGUUCAAGCGAAUUAUAGUUCGCGGGAUUACAUCUCCCAUCACUGCGAUUGUAGCCUGUUUCAUGGCUGCUGCGGCGUCCUUGGUGGAAAUAGUCGAAGACAUGCGGCCAGGAGCACAUCAUGGCGCGGCUCUCUUGGCCUUGUCUGAACUGUAUUAUCAGAUUCGACGGCUCAAGAAAGUCACUGGCAAACGACAUCUAUUUCGUUUCAAGGUUUCUCUGGGAGUACCCAUUGCACUGGCGGCAGCUGUCUUUGCGGGUUUUGAAUUAUAUGAGGAUAUCCAGCCUGGAGGUCAUCAUGGACUGGCCAUUCUGGCCUUGGCCGAAUUGGUGGAGAAUAUCAAUCGUUCCAAGGUUCUAUUCUGAACGCAGAGCACAGCUCACAAGGUGGUCAUUAUAACAUUGCGGCGCAGCCUGCUCUCCUUUUCCUGCGACUAGCUGUUCAUUGCAACUUUCUCCGCAGCAAGUACGGAGGCCAAUAGACGUGGAUAGCCUGACACAGCUACAGUCUUCGAUGUACGGUGAGAGCUACAGGCGACUACAGAUAGAUCAACUUGGUUCUGAUACUUUGCAGGACUGGCUACGGUACCGGUACCGUAGCCACUGUACCGGUACCGGUGCCGUAUGCAUACCGUAGGCGUGGAGCCCAAACCUUCAGUGUAGCUCGUAACUCAACAGCUUGCUGAGUCCUUUGGUGAAGACACCGUCGACCUCGGAAUGCUGGGGUUAUACAUUCUGGAUCUACUAGUACUGCUGUAGUCCUCAGAGGGGCAAAGGGCCACUUCCAAUUGUUUGGAGACACAGUCAAUACGGCAAGUUGAACAGAAAGCAAUGGUGCUGCCGCCGAUGCCCUCAUUGCAUCUGGAAAAGGACAUUGGUUGACAAAGAGGGAGUUGAGGCGAAAGGAAAGGGGGCGAUGCAAACAUACUUGUGAAUCAUCACACCAGGACUGCCAUGAAUGGAACAACGUCCGUAUGCUCUGCUUGGGUUGACACUCAGUCUACCUUUGAUGACAAGGAAAGAAUUGGUGCAACUGUUGACACAAACAUCGUAGCUAUUGGAAAGUCAAAAUGGCGUGACAUUGCCCAAGUACAGGCCGUACCGGUACCGUACGGUAUUAAUAGUCAACCCGGGCGGAACUUUGCAGGAAAGAGGAACGCAGUGCAACAGUGCUACUAGCCUAGAAGAAUUCAAUAUUGUUCACUGGGACUCAGUUUCGCUCCGACGUGUUAAAUCUUGGCGAUCAACGCGCCUUAAAGGAGCACUUGGAGCUUGGCACCACCUCCACAACACAAAAGAGAGAAAAAGGGGGCCUCGUAGCAAAGAGGA
This is a messenger RNA of Seminavis robusta, 1893 nucleotides long. The record is from the annotation of a GenBank genome assembly. Lineage: Eukaryota; Bacillariophyta; Bacillariophyceae; Naviculales; Naviculaceae.